Hylaeus volcanicus is the source of this 7832-nucleotide messenger RNA. RefSeq lists its product as uncharacterized. The record is from RefSeq and is a predicted model, not a curated record. Lineage: Eukaryota; Metazoa; Arthropoda; Insecta; Hymenoptera; Colletidae. The transcript is spliced from 3 exons. The coding region runs from base 3351 to 5921 and encodes 856 amino acids.
CCCAAAAAAAAACUUCUAACAACAACUUUCCAUCGUUCGUACCGAACAAAGGAAAAUUUAAAGGCUCCAAGACCUUUAUCUCUUCGUAUCAGUACACUCUAUCUCCAAAACAAUUUAUCGUACUGAAACGUUCGCAUAAUCUCACUCAAACCAAAGAUCAUUCAUCCAGAAGAAACCUUGGCAACUGCUCCAUGAAAAUAAUGUCAGCAACUCGUAACAUGCAAAAAUAGAUAGAUAGCGAUAACGAAGAUAGGAUAGUGUAUCACGCAAGAACAAUAUCGAUUGUAUACAGUCUACUUAUCUAAUCUUUGGCAACGAUUGAUAACAGAAUCUUCGCUCGAGUACAUUUUUGCGGACGAACUGAUCAGUCCAUCGGCAACUUCGCGGUUGUUUAUUGGGAAUUUACUGCAUUCCAACGAACAUGUUUUCGUUACGCGUCAACAAACAAUAAAAAAACAGUGCAGCGAAUGAUAAAGAAAAAUAUUUAUCGUGCGACGGAUUUUUGAAAUAAUAGUUCAAAGUUUCAAGUGACACUCUAUUAUUUCUGGGCCUUUGGUGAAUUUAAUUAUUUAUUCAAGUUUCAAGUGUUCCGACGAAAGUUUUUACGCGUGAAGGUUAAAACUUCGUUAACGUGAAGGUGUUAAAAUUUGUUGAGGUGUAAAAUCUGUUUACGAAUCGAACAUUUUUAUUACAGCGAUUUGACUAUCUCGUGUUUGAAAGUUUGCAUCGAUAAAGCGAUCGGUUGCGAAGGAACGCGCGUGUACGCGACUGCUAAAAAUAACAUUGUUAUAUCAAAAUUUCUAAUGCAUGUCGGGCGAAUAUGAACACGGAAAGCGUAUUUUCGUGCUUGGUUGAAAUUAGACAAGUGCAUUAGUUGCAAUACCGUAACGUGCAUCGUUGGAAGAAAAGAGUAUCUCGAGUCUGAGGAAACGUUACGUUUCACGUCACUUCCUUACACGGUUGCUUCGAAGAAUAACUUGAACUUUAUCGUUAUUUUAUUGGAUGGGAAUUCUUCGAUUUUAAGAGCAAUCAUUUAUUUAAUAGUAGGACUAUCGAGGAUGAUGUUAAACCUAUUAAAUGAUAAAUUAGAUUGAUUUUUGUUCGUCCUGUUUCAAGGUUAUUGGGAACAGUAAUUUUGUUUGAUUAGAGAAAUAGAAAAAAAUUAGAAAAGAUUAGAAGAAAUUAGAAAAAAUUAGAGAAAAUUAGAAAAGAUUAGAAGAAAUUAGAAAAAAUUAGAGAAAAUUAGAAAAGAUUAGAAGAAAUUAGAAAAAAUUAGAGAAAAUUAGAAAAGAUUAGAAGAAAUUAGAAAAAAUAAGAGAAAAUUAGAAAAGAUUAGAAGAAAUUAGAAAAAAUUAGAGAAAAUUAGAAAAAAUUAGAAAAAGGUAUUUCUAUUGAUUGAAUAUUGUACCCGGACUAAUGUCAACAUAAAUGUGACCAUAGUCAGCCCAUAAGUAUUUAUAACAUCUAUGUCGAUUGAGGAAAGUGUAAAUUAAAUAAUUGAUGAUUUGAUGUUUAAUGUGAAAUAAAUAUUUUAUUUUUAAUAUAUGAGGCAUUCCGCGUCAAAUUGGAUGGUUUAAGAAGUUUUUUCUUUUAUUUUCUUAAUUUUUUGGAAUUUGUUUAGUACAUCUCCAAAGGUGCUUCCUGGUAAAUCCCUACUCAGAACAAAAAAAUCAGUAUUGAUAACAACUUAUAGCGAAAAAGAAUUUUUUUUAAUUUUUAAAAAUUGGAAACAAAUGGUAAUCAAAAGUUGCAGGAUGGAUAGAAGUUUAAAAUAGAAAAUCUUCAAGAAAAUCGAAGGACGUGCAGUUUUAAAAACACGAUUGAAUACUUCAAAUUCAAAAAUUUUCAUUAAAAGCAUUUUAAAUAUUUUGUUUGUAUUUUUUUCUGUAAAGACCAUAUAAAACAAUAAUUUUGAAAAAUAAGAAAAUUGAAUUUUGACCAUUCCAAAUAUAAUAACUGUUCACUAUACAUUGGCGGCCAUAUUGGAUCCGCCAUUUUGAAAUUUGCAAUUCUGUUAUGAGAUUCCAAGUUUGCAGCUAAAACACUUUAAAUAUAUUUUUUUGUAUUUUUUUCUGUAAAGGCCAUCCAAAAACAAUAAUUUUGAGAAAAAAAGAAAAUUAAAUUUCGACCAUUUUAAAUCUAAUAACUUUUCAAUAUACAUGUCGGCCAUAUUGGAUCCGUCAUUUUGAAUUUUGCAAUUCCGAUAUCGGAUUUGAAGUUUGCGGCUCAAAUAAGGUAUAAAUACUAAGUUUCAUGAAAAUCUAAUAAUUUUCCAAUAUACAUGUCGGCCAUAUUGAAUCCGCCCAUUUUGAAUUUUGCAAUUCCGAUAUCGGAUUUGAAGUUUGGGGCUAAAACACUUUAAAUAUUUUGUUUGUAUUUUUGUCUUGAACUCGAAUUUUUUGAAAAUUCAAUAUUUUUUGAACCAGUGAUCCAAAAAAUCUCAAAAUUUACCAAGAAGCCUCUCUUGAGGUAUACUAAAAAAUACAAAACAAUAAAAAAAAAUGGAAAAAAAAAUUUGUUUCAACCGUCCGAUUUGGCGCGGAAUGCCGCCAUAUUUAAAUUAAUACAAUGUCCGCAUACUUGCGAGCGGGGUGUAUGUAUCUCACAACAGUUCGUUCUGGUGACAGGGACUGCACGGUCACAGAAAAAACGCAAGAACAGUGACGCGUGCAUCGCGAACGACCUCCACGGAAGUUGGACCGUUUCGUGGAAAAAUACGUGCGACACUAGAGAAGCAAACGUGCCGAAAGUGGAGGGAGUGCGAAAAGGGACGGCGAAUUCGCGCCGGGCGGCAGACGAUCGGCGCGCUUCUUUCGAGCCAGAGGCUCCCGUUGGCGCGUCUCAGACAGCCCGGCGAAGAACCGUUGUUCGCUCCGGCGCUCGCGUACGCUACGCCGCGACGUGGACACGCGGGUCGUUACGUUUAUUGGCCGCGGAACGAUUAUCGUGUGGUUGGACACGUUCCCGUGGCUCCGUUCGCUUUUCCUGCGGCGCGCUUCGGGACGCGAAGUGUUCGCGAGUGUUGACGAAGGGGAAUUGACACGGAGGAAGUUGUUUAGAGAGAUUGGAUUGCUCCUUGUGAAUUGGAGGAAAUGUGUUUGGAGGAUUGGUUUGUCCUCGAAGGUGUAGGACUUGGAUUUGUUUACUAUAAAUAAAUUCGAAUCGUGAUUCGUCAAAAGUGAUGAUUAUGUCAGGCUUAUCUUCGCGUAACGCGUGGUGAAACUAAUUGGGAGUAAGGCUUGCGUGGAUGGGGGAGAAUGAGGGGAAGAUUUAUAUCGCAAAAAUUCCCUCGAUGAGCCUGAACAAACAAUGUUAGCGCCUCCAUUACCAACCAGUGCCGCGUUCAAACAAUGAAAGACUCUCCAAUACCAGUGAAAAUGUCUACCGCAAACGUGUCACGCGUGGAGGAUUUAGAAAACAGUCCCGAAUGGACGAGUCUCGCGAACGAGAUCAACGACCUUGAGAAAAUAUGUCAUCUAAACAACCAUCGCCAUUCGAAAAAACAACUAUUCAACUACCCAAAUUACGAAAAACGCUCUAUGCCUCGUGUCCAAAAGGCGAAAUCCGUUUGGAUAGAGCCUGGGGAGGACGUAAACAAAAAUUUAGAACAAAAUCACCCCGAUCCUUCAAGGCCUGACCGCGAAACCUACCAUUGGAAUUGGAAACCGAAAACGGAAUUCGAGCGGGCCUAUUUCUUCGACGACUACAAUAACGAAAGUUGCGAAAACAGUCGAGAAAGACGUUGCAAGUCUCUACCGUAUAAUGAAACGAUUCGAGGGUUCGAUCAGAGGCCAGAUCAAAGGUCCUCUGAAUAUCAAAAGGACCAAAGUCCCGUAAAUAAUGAACUCCGUCAGAGUUAUAAUGGUGAUAAAUAUGAUGACAGAGGACCGAGCAGCAGUGAAACUAGAGAAAGGCUUCAUGAAAUAUUCGAGCGCAACAGGUACCUCAGGAGAAAGUUCUUCGCCAUCUUGCCAGACGACAGCGCCACCUAUGAUGACAGCGCCAUCUCGCGAGACGAUGACAGCGCCAUCUUGCCGGACGACAGCGUCACCUAUGGCGCCACCUAUGGCGCUGAUAUCUCCAAAAGCUUGGACAACAAAGCUUCCAAUCCAAGCUCUAAAUACAAUAAAUACAAUAAUGGGUUUGGGAGUACGGAGACGCUCACCAGUCAAAGCAAUCAGUCCUCAAUCAGUAGCAUCAAUGAUAGGAAGUCGAGAGGCAUGGCGAACACCACUCCAGAACUCGUGGAAGAACUCGUAAAGGAACUCGUAGAAGAGGAAAGGUGUCCUGAUGAAGUUUUCCAGGAGAAUAACUACGUAGAAAGGAAAAUGGCGGCAGAAAGGAAAAUGGCGACAGAAAGGAAAAUGGCGACAGAAAGGGAGGAAAGGUGUCCUGAUGAAUUUUUCCAGGAGAAUAACUACGCAGAAAGGAAAAUGGCGGCAGAAAGGAAAAUGGCGGCAGAAAGGAAAAUGGCGACAGAAAGAAAAAUGGCGACAGAAAGGAAAAUGGCGACAGAAAGGGAGGAAAGGUGUCCUGAUGAAUUUUUCCAGGAGAAUAACUACGCAGAAAGGAAAAUGGCGGCAGAAAGGGAGGAGAAUAAUUCACAGCCCAGUCUUAUUAAUAUUUCGCAAGUGAAUGUUACGAAGGAGUCACUAAACAAUCAAAACUCCGAUUCGAGGGAAAUUAUGACUCAUCGGAAGUUCCAAGGGUCAACUGUAGAUGAGAGUAAACGACACAGUGCUAUAAGUACCGAAUGCUACGAACAGUCGAAUUCCGUGGAUGAGAUUGAACAGGAAAGAAACUGCAAUCGAAAACCCAUGAAUAAAAUUUACUCCGAUUGCAGAGUCUCUAAUAAACAAAUAAAGAGUUUGGAAUACAUAACCUCGAACAUAACCUCAAGCGGUGAAAACGAGACGUCAGGACGAGGCACACAGGACGAGACGUUAAAAAGAAACAUGGAAUCUAAAUCCAAUUCUGGUCAACUAAAUUCUUACGUGACGACGUCCAUCGAGGAUGACGAAAUCUCAUAUCAUACAUCCUCAAGACAAAAAGGACUGGAUGUACAAUACAAUCUCUGCAAAUCUUUACCCAAUUUAUUCCACGCAGAAAGAACAUUAAAUCCAACCUUAGGAAUAAAAUUCAGGAAUAAUCAUUUCUCAGGGAAUUCGUGUCAGAAAUAUAGCAGUAUAUCCGAACUACCAACGAACUAUCGCAGCGAGCAAACUGUGGACGAGCAUCAUCGCAGACACUGCGCCUCUCACGUCGACAUUCCGAAGCUCGGAAGCCUCCCAGAGCCGAGAAGCUUCACGCUACGUAGAAUAAAAAUCGCCAGAGUUCCUCCGCCCAUAGAUUUAUCAAGAGUGAACGAGAGGUACGAAGAGAUGGAGGCGAUGGAGAGAAGGCAACUGCGCAAUUACACGGUCGACGUGUCCUUUCUGCGCAACUAUGAUUGCCCUUUGCGAGGCCAGCCGACGGUAAUACAGGACGAAUGCUCCUCGGACGAUAAUUGCGACUCGUCGAAGUUCAAAGAAAAUGAUUCUAGCUACAGAAGUGAACGAGACGAGACGAUUAAAGCGAAGAGUAUUAAAGAAAAUCAUUCGAUACAGGUGAAGAGGUUGGACAGAGAUGGAGAGAGAAGUUUGAGAGAAGUUUACCGUGGAGAUUUGUCGGUGACGGAUGAUCUACUAUCGCCACGGCUCGUUAAUAAUUAUAGUUCUGUGAUGGACCUGCGUUCGAGUGACCACGGAGCGAACCUUCGGGAUAAUUCAGAGGUUGGAUUGGAGUCUUCGGUGGAUAGGAACGCUCCUUUGUCCGAUCACGUGAAUUCGAUCAGGGGACUUCCAGCCGGGACCGGAACCACGCUUCCAUUGGUCUACGGGCCGAUUCCGUACAGAGGCGAACGGUUAUUGCUACGGCUUUGACAUUAGAGGAGGGAAAGGAAGAUCAUUUUUUAUCGAUAGAAUUAAGUCCCUCGUUUCAGUUAUGGUUAACAAGAAUUGUUGCAAAAUCUUCGUUAACACAUUCGCGACUGCUGAUAUGAAUUUACGUCACUUCUAAUUCUAUUCUUUUCCUUUUAUAUUAUUUAUUUAUAAUGCUCGCAUGAACAGCAAGGUCAUUAGGAACUACAAAUUCUAUUCUUGGUUACGAAAAAGUUUUUUAUUUCAUAUACUACAUAUUUACAACACUGAUAUUUCAAAACGUAUUUUGUAAUUUUUGUCUUCGCCCUAACGAUAUGAAUCAGCGAUGUCAAGCUUCAGAAAUUUAAUAUUAUUAUUUACGAAGAAAACAAGCUUUUGUUGAAGAAAAUCAAUAGAUAAAUACCGGAGUUAUGAACAAUUGAGUAAAGGUAGAAAAACUCCAAUUUUACUCUGUUUUUGUAUUUUUCCGGUAUUUAUAUAGAAAAUGUUUAUUCAAUUCAUUCCGUUCGUCUUUAUUAUUAAAUUUCAACAUUAUAUGAGAAGAAUAGAAAUAAUUUUGACCUUAGUUAAGUACCUAAGUUAGUAAUUAUUUUAUUUAGUAAAUAGUUUAUUCGAUUCAUUUCGUUCAUCUUUAUUAUUAAAUUUCAAUAUUAUAUGAGAAAAUUAGAAAUAAUAAGAAUGAACGAAAUGAAUUAAACAAACGUUUUCUACAUAAAUACGAGAAAAAUACAAAAACAGAGUAAAAUUGGAAUUUUUCUACCUUUACUCAAUUGUUCAUAACUCCGGUAUUUAUCCAUAGAUUUUCUUCAAUAAAAGCUUGUUUUCUUCGUAAAAGUGCGAUCUAUACGUAAACAACAAGAAACUAGACAUAAUUUGACACUUUCUAUUUUUUUAUGCCGACGGGAAAAAUGUUUGUGUUCUAUUUUAGCAGAAAUAUCGAAAUUUCUCCUACAUUUUCCCCUAUAACACAGAAACUAUUGAACCAAUUAGAAAACAAUAUUACAAACAAUUAUUGGAGAUUCGAUUACCUUUAACAUGGCAUCUUGCGCGACCCAAUCGGACGUUUUUAACUCGAAAUAAAGCCUAAAAUGUGAAGUUAUCUCAGAAAAAAAAUCGAAAAAAAAAUUCAAAAAUUCAUAUAAAAAAGACGUAUCUAUAGACAAAUUUUUCAUGGCGAUUUUCGAGUUUAGCAGACCAAAAUAUAUAAGAAAAAAAUUGUGGCAUUGAAUGUACAUUAUUUAUUUUAUUUUGUAAACUAAUUAUAAUUAGUAGGAAAUGAUAUUCGAAAAUUUCACUAAGUGCAGAAAUUAAUUCCGUGCCUUUACGUUUAAUUAUUUAUAACUCCAGUUGAAAUAGAAAUGUCAACAGACCAUUUUGUUACGUUAGAGAACCAACCUUCUACAUAUGUAGUAAUUAAACUGUGUGAAACACAUAAAUUGAAUCGACGUUUGACCUUAUAACUACUGAUGGAGGGAAGAUUAAAAGUUGUACGUUUUUUCUUUAUAAAUAAAUGGUAAGUGCACCUUAAAAAAGCAUAGAAUUUAUUUCUAUAUCCGAUGUAUUAAAUAACUUUUCCCUACAAAAUUUACCACACCUCCAGAGACAGUACAACUUUUACUUGAAAUAUUUCUCAAUAUAUUUUGUAAUUUAAGAUUUAUAAUAGGUAUGAAAGAAUUGAAUUAGAAUCAUAAAAUGGCUGCAACGAAAUACAUUAGAACAUUGAUGUUGUACGAAUUUCGAAUAUUGAUCCAAAGUUUGAUAAUUCACGAUUCAAGUUUUCAAAACAAUGAAACCUCAUAUUUUCCCUACGAUUGAUUAUCUCAAAGUUAAUUGCAUUAUUUAAUAUUUCUAAAAUCAGAGACACGCGAUGAAUGUCUCGAAGAAGUGAUAGUACAAAUAAUAUUUAAAUGUGCA